AGUGAUCGUCUUCUGAUUAAAGGAGGCAGAAUAGUCAACGAUGACCAGUCCUUCUACGCUGACAUUUACAUGGAGGAUGGUCUCAUAAAGCAAAUAGGAGACAAUCUGAUUGUCCCUGGAGGAGUUAAAACCAUAGAAGCCAAUGGGAAGAUGGUGAUCCCCGGAGGUAUCGAUGUCCACACUCACUUGCAGAUGCCAUACAAGGGAAUGACAGCUGUGGAUGAUUUCUUCCAAGGGACCAAAGCAGCCUUGGCUGGUGGAACCACCAUGAUCAUGGACCAUGUCAUCCCUGAGCCGGAGUCCAGCCUGACAGAAGUCUACGAGAAGUGGCGAGAGUGGGGUGACGGGAAGGCCUGCUGUGACUAUUCCCUGCACGUGGAUGUCACCCACUGGAAUGACAGUGUCAAACAAGAAGUGCAGACACUCAUCAAAGAGAAAGGAGUUAACUCCUUCAUGGUUUACAUGGCCUACAAGGAUUUAUACCAGAUGUCAAACACAGAGCUGUAUGAAAUUUUUAGCUGCUUGGGAGAGCUGGGGGCAGUAGCUCAAGUUCAUGCCGAAAAUGGGGAUAUCAUUGCACAGGAGCAAACUAGGAUGCUGGAGAUGGGAAUAACUGGCCCAGAAGGCCAUGUGCUGAGUAGACCAGAGGAGCUGGAAGCUGAAGCUGUUUUCCGUGCCAUCACCAUUGCUAGCCAGACCAACUGUCCUCUCUAUGUGACCAAAGUGAUGAGCAAGAGCGCUGCAGACCUCAUCUCACAAGCCAGGAAAAAAGGUAAUGUGGUGUUUGGUGAGCCUAUCACAGCCAGUCUUGGAACGGAUGGGACACACUACUGGAGCAAAAACUGGGCCAAGGCUGCUGCAUUUGUGACCUCCCCACCCCUGAGUCCAGAUCCAACAACUCCUGACUACAUCAACUCCUUACUGGCCAGUGGGGACCUGCAGGUUUCAGGAAGUGCUCAUUGUACAUUCAGCACUGCACAGAAGGCAAUUGGAAAAGACAACUUCACAGCAAUCCCUGAAGGGACAAAUGGCAUUGAGGAGCGGAUGUCUGUUAUCUGGGAUAAGGCAGUGGCAACUGGGAAGAUGGAUGAAAACCAGUUUGUGGCAGUGACGAGCACCAACGCAGCCAAGAUCUUCAACCUAUACCCACGGAAAGGGAGAAUAGCAGUGGGGUCGGACAGCGACCUGGUCAUAUGGGAUCCUGAUGCAGUGAAGAUUGUCACUGCUAAAAGCCACCAAUCAGCAGCUGAAUACAACAUCUUCGAAGGGAUGGAGCUGCAUGGCGUCCCGUUGGUUGUCAUAUGCCAAGGAAAGAUCAUGUUGGAGGAUGGCAACCUGCAUGUGACACAGGGGACUGGGCGCUUCAUCCCCUGCAGUCCUUUCCCAGACUAUGUCUACAAACGCAUUAAAGCCAGGAGGAAGAUGGCCGAGAUGCAUGCUGUACCCAGGGGCAUGUAUGACGGGCCUGUGUUCGACCUGGCCGCCACACCUAAAGGGGGAACCCCUGCAGGCUCCACCAAGGGAUCCCCCACCCGACAGACUCCUCCGGUCAGGAAUCUCCAUCAGUCUGGAUUUAGUCUGUCAGGUACCCAGGUUGAUGAGGGUGUGCGUUCAGCAAGCAAACGCAUUGUAGCACCCCCUGGAGGCCGCUCCAAUAUAACUUCCUUGAGUUAAGCACCCAAGGCAGGAAGGAAAAUCCAUAUUCAAGAGAAGGAAGAAAAAAAAAAAAGGUACCUUGGUAUUUAAGAAGGAAAAACAAAUGGAAACCAUUCAGAUCCGAAGAAUCAAUAAGCCUCAAGCCUUAUGUUUCACGAAUGCUACUCGCUACCUAGCUUUAAAGAUAUUGCUUUGGGGUUUUUUUGUUUAUGCAUAGCCUUAAUUUUUUGUUGUUGUUGUUUUCAUUUUUACAUGCAUGCAAAUCAGACCGGUCACUAAGUUAAGAGUCUGUAAUAUACAUGUUGAACAAAUG
Messenger RNA from Alligator sinensis (Chinese alligator), 1969 nucleotides. RefSeq names its product dihydropyrimidinase like 3 (gene DPYSL3). NCBI's taxonomy places the organism in Eukaryota, Metazoa, Chordata, Crocodylia, Alligatoridae. Gene Ontology annotation, biological process: actin crosslink formation. The coding region runs from base 70 to 1674 and encodes 534 amino acids. The transcript is spliced from 13 exons. Gene Ontology annotation, molecular function: hydrolase activity, acting on carbon-nitrogen (but not peptide) bonds, in cyclic amides. The record is from RefSeq and is a predicted model, not a curated record. Gene Ontology annotation, cellular component: cytoplasm; cytosol.